This is a messenger RNA of Fusarium falciforme, 1038 nucleotides long. RefSeq names its product Epimerase domain-containing protein. The transcript has 4 exons. The record is from RefSeq and is a predicted model, not a curated record. NCBI's taxonomy places the organism in Eukaryota, Fungi, Ascomycota, Sordariomycetes, Hypocreales, Nectriaceae. Bases 1 to 1038 code for a protein of 345 amino acids. Gene Ontology annotation, molecular function: oxidoreductase activity, acting on the CH-OH group of donors, NAD or NADP as acceptor.
AUGUCAGAACUCAUCGAUCGAGCAGUCCCUAGAGACUCUAUAGUUCUCGUGACUGGCGCGAAUGGGUUCUUGGGCUCACAUAUUUCUGACCAAUUCCUUCAUCAUGGCUAUCGAGUCCGGGGUACCGUUCGCAACCUUGAGAAGAACGCCUGGCUCGAGAAACACUUUGAAGGAAAGUACGGAGCUGGGCGAUUUGACCUCGUCCAGGUCGCUGAUAUGGCCGCCGAAAGGGCCUUUCAUGCAGUGAUCAAAGGUGUCUCCAUCGUCGCCCACACAGCUUCCGUCGUGUCCCUUGAUCCAGAUCCGAACAAUACGAUCCCUCUGGUUAUCUCUGGUUCACUCAACGCUUUAAAGGCAGCGUAUGAUGAACCGAGUGUAAAACGGUUUAUAUGCACCUCGUCCUCUGCCUCCGUAUAUAAUCCACUGGAUGAACCUGGAAACAUUGUGACCCAAGAUACCUGGAACGAAGAAGCCAUCCGAGAAGCCUGGAAGGAGCCGCCAUACCAACCUGAGAGAGGAAUGAUGGUAUACGCCGCUGGUAAAACGCAGGCAGAAAAGGAGAUUUGGCGAUUUCACAAGGAGCACCGUCACGAGCGGGCGGAUUUGGUAGUGAACACAAUUCUUCCUUCCACCAAUCUGGGCAGACCACUUGACCCAGUCAAUCAAGGCUAUCUAAGCACGUCUGGCUUCAUCCCGCUACUCUGCAAGGGCGAAACAUCGCCUAUGCACCCUUUCUUUCCACGCCAAUACUACGUUCACGUUCAAGAUACUGCUAGACUUCAUGUUGCUGCAGCUAUUCUUUCAACUGUGAAGGACGAAAGAAUUUUCGCAUUUGCUGGAAGGUUUAGCUGGGAUAGAGUUUUGUCCCUCUUGCGAGAGGCUCAGCCCACCAAAACCUUUCCAGAUGAUUUUUCAGGUGGGGAUGACCCCCAUGAGGUCCAAGACCGGGACAAGGCGGAGGAUCUACUUCGUGUGCUGGGUCGCCCAGGGUGGACGAGUUUGGAGGAAUCAGUCACGGACAACAUUCGGCACCUGUAA